Messenger RNA from Atta colombica, 1568 nucleotides. It is a transcript of the gene Ufd1-like, whose product is annotated as ubiquitin fusion degradation protein 1 homolog. Gene Ontology annotation, cellular component: VCP-NPL4-UFD1 AAA ATPase complex. The coding region runs from base 212 to 1114 and encodes 300 amino acids. Gene Ontology annotation, molecular function: polyubiquitin modification-dependent protein binding. The record is from RefSeq and is a predicted model, not a curated record. The transcript is spliced from 6 exons. NCBI's taxonomy places the organism in Eukaryota, Metazoa, Arthropoda, Insecta, Hymenoptera, Formicidae.
CAGGUAGAACGCACCUGAUGUCUUUGGUUCUGAUCGUAUUUUCGAUUUCUCAAAUUAAAGCCAAUUGAAGAAGAAAAAUAAAAUUACAUACAAGUUGAUACAAAUGUCGUGACGGUGACUCGUGACGCUCGUGACUCGUUGAAAAUUCAUAUCGCUAUAGGAAAAAAUCCUAUAAAGAAAAAAUCGUUAAGAGAAUCAACAAACUCCAAACAUGUUUCAGUUCGGGUUUAACAUGUUCCCGGAGAUUCCACGGCCUUUCAACACUCAGUACAAAUGCUUCUCAGUGUCGAUGUUGCCUGGAACUUAUCGUCAGGAUGUCGAACGCGGUGGCAAGAUAAUCAUGCCACCAUCUGCAUUGGAACAGCUUACAAGGCUUAAUAUUAUUUAUCCAAUGUUAUUUAAACUAACCAACAAGAAAACAAAUAGAAUUACUCACUGUGGUGUACUGGAGUUUAUUGCCGAUGAAGGAAAAGUCUAUUUGCCUUAUUGGAUGAUGCAUAAUCUUUUGCUGGAGGAAGGCGAGCUACUGAAUGUAGAGAGUGUGUCAUUACCAGUUGCGACAUUCUCUCGUUUUCAGCCACAGUCAGAGGACUUCUUAGAUAUCACAAAUCCAAAGGCUGUAUUGGAGAAUGGCCUGCGCAGCUUUGCCUGUCUAACUACAGGCGAUGUGAUUGCAAUCAAAUAUAAUCAGAAGAUUUACGAGAUGUGCGUACUAGAAACCAGACCUGGUCCAGCAGUUAGUAUCAUUGAGUGUGACAUGAAUGUGGAGUUUGCUCCACCAGUAGGCUAUAAAGAGCCAGUACGAAAACCAAAGAAGGAAGACGAUGAGAUAGAGCAUCUGGCUGAUUUGAUGCCGGCGCAGACUGGCUUUGUACCUUUUCAGGGUGAAGGUGUCCGGCUGGAUGGUAAAAAACGCAAAGACAUGCCCAAGCAGGAAACUGUAACUACCAAGCCGACUUAUGUUCGCGGAAUACCUGAUUAUGAUUACCAAAUAGGUACUCUUAGGUUCCUGCGAAAUAUGAAGCCAGUGAAUAAUAAGGAGACGAAGGAUCCAGACGAGUUUAAGGCGUUUACUGGCGAAGGAUUUACACUUCUAAGGAAAUCCAGAAAAUAAUAAAAUAACGAGCAAUUAUUUAUUUUUAAUUUAUAAAUUUAUGAGAGAGAAUGAAUCAAGAAUUUUGCCAUGAAUGAAUGUUGAAUUAUCCGAAUUACUAUUUUAAUAAGAAUACACAUCUUUUUGAAAAGAAACUUACGUAUCUAGAGGAUUGUAAGCUCCAGUAGCUGAUCCAGGAUUGAUAUAGAAUUUAUUUUCAUGCUCAUAGGCUUCAAAUUUAUGUGUGUGUCCGGAUAUGAGAAUAUCGACAUCUAAUUGUCUCUGUAUCAAAGCUAAAGAUUCUGGAUCACCCCAUGGAACCACUUGAUGCCCAUGGGAAAGUCCUAUUCUAAACUGGCCUACAGUAACUACUUUCUGUUCUGGAUAAUUUAGAUUCUGUAACAAAUAAAAUUUUUUUCUUUGAUCUUCUGCACAUAAAUAAUAUUUAUAAUUAUGCAGUUUUUUUGUAAUUUAA